AUGUCUGACACUGAAGAGGUGGUGGAAGAAUACGAGGAGGACCAGGAAGGAUUGGAAACUGACCCACUCUUCUCUCUCCUUUUGCUGCCCUGCCUUCUCUUCGGAGCAGAAGCUGUGGAAGAGCAGGAGGCAGCGGAAGAGGAGGCUGACGGUGGGGCUGGGGCUGAGGAUGAGACGGAGGAGGCUAAGGCAGAAGAGGAUGGAGAAGAAGAAGAAGGCAGAGAGGCUGAAGAUGGACCAGUUGAGGAGUCUAAGCCCAAGCCCCGGCUGUUCAUGCCCAACCUGGUGCCACCCAAGAUCCCUGAUGGAGAAAGAGUGGACUUUGAUGACAUCCAUCGGAAGCGCAUGGAGAAGGACCUGAACGAGCUGCAGACGCUGAUCGAGGCCCACUUCGAGAACAGGAAGAAGGAAGAGGAGGAGCUCAUCUCUCUCAAAGACAGGAUCGAGAAGAGGCGGGCCGAGAGGGCGGAGCAGCAGCGGAUCCGGAAUGAGCGGGAGAAGGAGCGGCAGAACCGCCUGGCUGAAGAGAGGGCCAGGAGGGAGGAGGAGGAGAACAGGAGGAAGGCCGAGGAUGAGGCCCGGAAGAAGAAGGCUCUGUCAAACAUGAUGCAUUUUGGAGGCUACAUCCAGAAGACAGAGCGGAAGAGUGGGAAGAGGCAGACAGAGAGGGAAAAGAAAAAGAAGAUUCUGGCCGAGAGGAGGAAGGUAUUGGCCAUCGACCACCUGAAUGAAGACCAGCUGAGGGAGAAGGCCAAGGAACUGUGGCAGAGCAUCUAUGACCUGGAGGCCGAGAAGUUCGAUCUGCAGGAGAAAUUCAAACAGCAGAAAUACGAAAUCAAUGUUCUCCGGAACAGGAUCAAUGACAACCAGAAAGUCUCCAAGACCCGCGGGAAAGCCAAAGUCACUGGGCGUUGGAAAUAGAGGCUGAGCCUUCUUUGACAAAAACCUGCUCCUUGCUGUGUCCCUGCCCUGCACACCCCUAGCUGCUGGGCCCUCCUGGGCACCUAGAGUGACUCCUGCCUGGAACCCAGGAGCUCACCCAGCUGGAAGUCAGCACUCCUGCCUGUCCCCAUGCCUACACCACACCAGGAAUAAAAAGGUGUUGCACAGUGCACACACUGAA
This is a messenger RNA of Cavia porcellus (domestic guinea pig), 1123 nucleotides long. It is a transcript of the gene Tnnt2, whose product is annotated as troponin T2, cardiac type. The transcript is spliced from 14 exons. Gene Ontology annotation, molecular function: troponin C binding; troponin I binding; tropomyosin binding. NCBI's taxonomy places the organism in Eukaryota, Metazoa, Chordata, Mammalia, Rodentia, Caviidae. Gene Ontology annotation, biological process: sarcomere organization; regulation of muscle contraction; cardiac muscle contraction. The record is from RefSeq and is a predicted model, not a curated record. Gene Ontology annotation, cellular component: troponin complex. Bases 1 to 921 code for a protein of 306 amino acids.